CAAAAAUGUGCCAUAAGUACUAAAUUAAGAUUUAAAACUGUAAUUUAAUACGACAAAUCGCAGUAACAAGUCAGUUGCCUUGAGGGCUAAAGUUUUUGUAAAACGCGGCGUGGCCCGCGCGCAAUAAGUUUAAAAUAUAUGUACAAAGUCGAAACCAUUAAAGCUAUAUCAUACAAAUUGUGACAGAACGGAUGAUAGUCACGCCCAAUGAUUUUAUUAAAAAGUGCUAAAAAUCUUAUAAAUCAAUAACUAAAUGCGUCGGAGAUAUUAAGUUUUAUAUCCGGCAUGGUUCAAGGAGGCUUUGAGAGCUGAUGUCAAAAUUGGAUGACAACACAGCACCGACGUGAAUUCACAUAUCUUAGUAUCUACUCUACCAAUUUCAAACAAAUUUAGUAUACAAGGACUGUCGCAAAAGAAAGAGGACUGUUAAAAAAAAAAAACAAAAAAUUAAUAUUUUUCAAAAGUUAUAUUUUUUUAUUCAAAGUAGUUUCCUUGUGCUUCGAUAUAGCGUUUAGCCCGGUCAAUUAGUAUUUCGAAUGAGUGUUUAAGGUCAUUUUUCGGAAUACUCUUGAGAAUAUCGGUCGUCGCCUUUUGGAUUGCUGAAAUGUCCUGAAACCAGUGUCCUUUCGUGGGCAAAUGAAAUUUUCCAAAUAGGUAAAAAUCACAGGGUGCCAGAUCAGGUGAGUAGGUUAAGCGAUUAAUGGUUAAUAUGGAGUUUUUUGCCAAAAAAUCAGUGACAAGCGUCGACCGAUGACACGGCGCAUUAUCGUGCAACAGGCGUCAGGACCCUGCCUCACGGUAUUGUUGUCGAGCACGACGAAUGCGUGACAAAAGACGCUUUAUAACACCAAGUUAAAACACAGCAUUAAUAGUUUGGCCAGGUGGGACGAACUCUCGGUGCACAAUAUCCUCGGAAUCGUAAAAACAAAUCAGCAUUGUCUUUAUUUUUGACUUCUGAAGACGACUUUUUUCGGUGAUGGCUCUCGUCCUCACGACCUUCUUGGAAUCGCUUAAACCACUCACGCACAUUACUACGAGAUAGCAUUGAACUUUUUUCAUGAUUUGAAAUGUUUCAGUAAACGUUUUCCCAAGUUUAAAACAAAAUUUAAUAUUUGCUCUUUGUUCAAAAUGCAUUUUACGACCGAUGACCAAAAGCUGCUUUCACUUUUUGAUCGAUAACAUCGAUUGUAGUUAUCCAAUUGUCUUAAAAUUUUUACGAAAUGUCAACAAGAGAUCAAACGUUUUAUUUCAUAUACCCACUAAUAGGUGGCGUCACCAGAAACAGUUAUAUUUAAAAAGUUCAGUUUCUUUUGCGACAGACCUUGUAUAACAUAGUUAAUUCUAACAUUCCUACGUUACAGUACGUUACUCCUACUUCAUAUAUAGUACAAUUUUUAAUUUCCUCUGCCCGCAAGGUAUUUCAUCUUACAUUCAAAAAUUUUCGAAAUCGGUCUAUAACUUCACAAGAAUCCAGACGCCAAAUAAAAGAUAUUGCUGACUUUUUGCCGAAAAUAUUGGUCAAUCUGUGAGGAACUGUUUCUUUGAUAAUAGUAUACCCUUGUGUCAACUAUGGGUUGAAUCGGAUCAAUACUUCCCUUAGCUGCUAUAUACUUACUAUAAGGAUUUUUAAACAUACAAAUAUCAACAAAUGUGCUAUUUCAAAGAAAUUGAGAAGCGUUUUUUCUAAUAAGACUGAAAAUAGGGCCUUAAAUCGAGUGAAAACUUGCCCUAACCCCCAUUUACCUAAUAUUGUUAUCCAUUCACGAUUUCUUCGAAUAAUGAUUGCCAACACCAACGUAUGUAUAAGUAUUUCGCCGCUUUUACAGUAGAAGAAGAAUUAGAUGUGGUUGUGUAGUAUAAAAUGUUCGGUUACAGCCAAACUUUGCCCUUCGUUAUUUGUUAUUGUUACUCUUUCUUUUAAUUUUGAACCCAUGCUAAUGUUUAGAAAUAUAUACAUAUAUAUAUUUAAACUUUCCUACCCUUUAAGUUCAUUCAACCUGGACACAGAUUGCAAAGUUUUACUAAAAUCAAUUCAGGGACACGUAAAUUAUUUAUAUAUUUAGUGAAAACAACAAACUACGCUAUAAUUUAUAUGAGAUAAACUAGUUAACUGACCGCCUUUUUCCCUUCAGGUGACUAACGUGUUUUACUUGAAGUCCUGAGAAGAUUUUAGUCUAAUUGAUAUUCUUAGGUCCAAAUUCAAAUUGAAAUUUUCCUAUGUCCUCAAAUCAAAUUUAAUUGAAUCAGCGAUAUAACUUUUAAUUUAUAAAGAAGCUGGAAGCUGUAGAAAAAAUGUAUAUAUUUAUGUCUGAUGUUUUUUCUGACUUUUUCGACUUUAAUUAAAAUUGUAAUUGAAAUUUGUAUUUCAGAAGAGUUUUUUUAAGCAAAUUACUUAAUACAAGUAUAUGUGUUUAUAUCAAUAAAAGUGUUUCGUUUGAGCUUGGCCAUAAUGGCUGGCAUUUUUCGUUCAAGUAUUUUUAAAUAUUCUUUGACUACAUUGGUUGUAUAUAUAUAUGGAUGUACUGCGGUCCUUUAAUUUUGUUAUCCAUUUCUCUGUCCCUCUUCGUGCCGUUGCUAGUUCUGACAUUUCUUUGUUCAUCCAAAUGGUUUGUAUGAUAAUAUCGAUUCAUGUUUCAGGGCAGCUAUCGGGUUUCCAAUUGAAUACAUUCACAUUGCUAUCGACAAACAAUAAAAACAUGUCAUUAUAGAGCAACACCACCUUUCCGUAACAGGAUGCACAGAAUACUGAAAGUAAAUAGUUGCACAAAUAGGGUCUGGGGUUGAUGCCAAUACGUAUGUACCUCCAAUCCUCCUCUUCCUCUUCACAAGCAUACGUGCGUUUGCGUUGAUUCCCUCUUAACUUUCAUAACCUAGACCAAACAAUUUUAUAAUAUUUUGCUUGGAUGCGACUGCGGCGGAGAUAGUGGUCGGUAGUUAGUUCAAUCGCUCGUCCUGUCGCUUCUGGUUGCUUACAAGCUGCUGAAGCUUCAUUGUCGCCUUGCUAUCAUUAUCGUCACCAUUAUCGCCAACAAUGACUUGGUUAUGUCUACAUACAUACAUACAUGCAGUCAUACAAUAUUUGCCUGCCCAAUAAACACAAAAACUACGCGCCGCUCUUUAAAAUAAAGUGUUGCACAUAUUUUUGCUGUUGCAUUCAACAUAACUUCGAAAGAAUUGUUUAUCUGACGAUUCUCCUUCAUUUCAUCCGGGCCAUGUUCUAAGUAGAUAUUUUUCCAAAAUGUAGGAUAAAACCUAUUGAAAAAGAAAGAUAAAAUAACGAAAAUAAAAUGCAAAUGAUGGCGAUCUGAGAUCCGGAAGAGGAAAAUGGGGGUGGUCGAAUUUUUAAGAGUUAAGAACCAUUUAUCCCGAUUUCUGGUAAAAGUACUGGUCCUUUGGAAAAAAGUUAUAUGGCAAGGUUUUCUAAAAAAUUUUGUUUAUACCUUUUUCACUUACUUUAAAAUUUAUGUGAAAAAUUAAAAUAACAAAUUUUUGGCUUUGUAUUUUUAUUUUAGCCUUUUUAUUUUAGGCUUUUAUAUUUCCCAAAUAUUCUGUCAUUUUUUUUUUAUUUAAAACUAGUCUAAACCCGCUCGCUCCUCGUUGUCAAGGAUAUCACUUAUGUAUACGAGGGCUGCUAUAUAUAUUUCUGGCCUUUUCGAGCCUUUUUUUGAGCGAUUGUCAAAUUGUGCGGGAUCCAACGAGAACAAACCUUUUUUACGGCCAGGUGUUCAUGCAAUAUGGAAUUUAUGCUGGUGGGAGAAAUGCAUAGGCAUGCCUCUAUCUGAAGGUAUGUUACAUGACGGUCUUGCAUUAUCAGUUCACGUACGGCAUCGAUGUUUUCUGGCACAAUGGCUGUUUUUGGACGACCUUCACGGAAUUCGUCUUUGAGCGAGCGUCGGCCACGAUUGAAUUCGUUGUACCAGUUUUUCACAGUGCUAUAGGAUGGUGCUUCAUAGCCAUACAAAGAUUUUAGUUCAUCGAUGCACUCUUGUCGUGAUAAUCCACGUCGAAAGUUGUGAAAAAUGAUCGCACGAAAACGUUCACGAGUUAAUUCCAUUUUUUGGCCGAGAUGAAUUUUUUAAUUCCCUGUAAAUAAAACAAUUCACGAUUAAAUGACAAAACGUUCUGAGUGAUGUUAUGCUGAAAAAUGUCAAACUUUCCAAUGGAAAUGUCAGAUUGCACCUGGCAACACUUAGUGUUGCCUAGUCCAGAUAUAUAUAUAGCAGCCUACGUAUAUGCGUCUUGUUAUAGUGAAUAACAGUGCAGGAGUAGAGCAGAAGAGAGUCCCUCAGCCUAUAUCUAAUCAUAUGGUAACGUUGUUCAACAUUCAUCGAAUUUAAUUGCAAAAUCGACGGCUAAAACCCAGACACUACACGUAAGACAGACUUGAUCUUUCCUUUUGAAUAUUGAAUUGUUCUGUGCAAUUCUUCAGGAAUAUUUGUCAGAUAUUAUGCACUCAUCUCAAAUUAUGAUUCAACUUUUUCUUGAUCAGUUACACCUAUGUAUGUAUCACUAUAAUGAGUAUGUAAACAAAAACCACCAUACCAUACCAGUAGCUGUGUGUUGUUAUUUUGUUUUUUUGAAGUAAAAAAAUAGUCAAAGGAUUCUCCCAUGAAUAUUGAACAAAUGCUUAUGUUUUGAUAUGCAAGUAAAUAUAUUUUUAUUUUUGAAUUGUUGUGACUUUUGACAUAAAAUGAUGAAAGUAGCCUAUGCCCAUCCCGAGGUUCCAAGCUACCUCAUCACCAAUAUAGACAUAAAUUGAGAAAUCGUGAGCAAAGGCCAAAGAUAGCACCUUCUCCAGGACUAAAGGAAAAUUUUCACUUUUUUCCGUGCUGUGGUUCGGUCGUAAAUCGCGGACAUACAAAAUAUGAGUUUCAUUCUUAUACUUAUAUAAUAUAUUUAUUUUCCAAAAAAAUUUGACUUAAUAUCGAAAUAUCCCAUGAUACAACGAAAAGGUCCACGUCAAAAUAACUACUUUUCCAAAAAGUCGGUCUUUGUUGAAUUAGUUUUGUUUAUUGGGUAGAGUAUCAUCUGUGCCCUGCGGAAUACGGUAUCAACUUUUCCUUUCCCAAUUGUAAAUUAGGAUUACAUCUACACCAAGCUUUCGUAGCAGCCUUUUUUGAUCAAUUUAACUGUUUUAUUAUUUCUCUUUUAUCUGCAUAUCUACUCAAUUGACUCGUUUACACAACCAUUUCGGGGCAUUGUUUGCAACCACAAUACUUGGUGUUUACGGACGUUCAUUAAAAUGCAGCUGUUAUAGUACCAUUUUACCGAAAAUAUUCUCAAAAACCCAAUUAUUGAUGACAUCCAAGACAUUUCGUCGAUAAUUGAUAAGGCAAAGAGAGGGGUCGUUAGGUAUCUGCGGGGGAAUAGUUACAACAAACAAAUCACACACAUAACCGUUUGGUAGCGGAAAUACAUACAUAUGUAUAUCUACUCUAAAUAAUGACAGACGAAUGCUGAAUCUAUUUAUGUAUAUCUACGCCAUGAACUUCAGCUAUCUUUUGCAAAGUCAUAGAGACACACAGCAUAAAAGUGUCCCCAAGUCCACUUUCCAGUGUGACUGCAUGCCAUAUACCUGUACAUAUGUAUAUGUAUGUAUGUAUAUAGUAUGGGUGUCUGAGUUUGUGUUUAUACACAUUAUGUCAGAAUCUGAAUUGCAUGUGGAUUUGAACUCGAGUUAGCGCUAAGCUGGAUUUAAUGGAUGGAAGGAAUGCAAAUGCCAAUAAGGAUAGGAAGAAUACACCGUAAUUUUGAUGUUGCUGUCGAUGACGUUGUGGACAAACUACCGACCGUUAUAAAUAACAAUGAAAUUCAAAUUUCGAAUAAUGAUGUGCGCCCGACCACUAGCUGCCCUCUGCACUGCUCUGGAGGAGCAUAAGCCUGUAUGCAUUUAUGUAAUAUUUGAUCCGCAUUUCAUUCACACCGACACAUCGACAUGCAUCACAGUCGACACGUUUGUACUGACGCCAACCACAUGGCUGCGUACGCACACACAGCUGUGUACAUUCUGGAACAGAUUUAUCUUCUGUGCUGUCAAUUUGCUAGUUUUGCUAUGCUUUGACUAGUAUUAUUUCGGCUGGAGAGCUGUGGUCAGUUGUUGUUGGAUUCAAUUUUAUUUGUAGAUGGGGGAGUACAUAUGCAUCUGCAUAGCAAACGCACUAGUAUCUGGUGUGACAGAGCUGAUUAUGAUGCAGGUGCCAAUUUAUUCUGUGGAUGUGAAUGGGGUUUCAUUUUAACGACAAGGAUGACGUUAAUAUGCGAUGUUCCGGAUGAUUUGUAGCAGGUGUUCUGUGUAUUGCAUAACCAGUGCCGGUUGUUUCAAUUCAUUCGGUGCCCCUGGCAUUAUCACCACAAUGUAUCUUUAGGGAUAAGCCGCUUUUCUCAUAAUAGAAAUAGCAAAAAUAUAUAAGAUCAUAUGGUCGAAGUAUGCAGUGGGUCGCAAUCGGUGACCCAACAGUAUCAUUAACGAUUUAUCCAAAUUGAAAUUAAUACCACACGCCGUCACACCUUCCCAAAGUGAGCAACAUUACAUUUUCUGCAAAGAAUUUCUAAAUGUUUAUUAACUUGAUGUCAACGUAAUGGAUGCCGUGUUUGCUAACUUCAAACAAUUAGCUUAACAUAGAGACCCAUUCAGAACAACAAAUAAAUUUGACAAAUAAAUGGCCCUCUAAACCAUGUUUCUGUUUAAGAAUAAUUUAAGAAUGUUAAUAGCAAAAAAUUUGUGGCGCUGAAAUGGGAUAUCUAAAUAUUUUCUUCUUCGGAGACGUAUAAUUACAAAACGACUCUCCAAACGAUGGUUGUGAAAAAUUAUUUAGCCUUGUGACAAGAAAACUUGCAGGUAAAACUACUUAUGUCAAUGUAGCUUUGGUACGCUAGGUUCAUGACAACAACAAGAAGUUUUCUGCCGAAAACGCUACAGUGCAAGAGCAAUGCACAGUUUCUUUAGAAACCCGAUUAUGUCUUCUCCUUGAGGUUAAUACAUAUGUCUUCACGCUGUUGCCAGCUGCACGGAAAAGGCAACAAAUUAGCUGUCAGCAGGACAUCGCAAAGUAACAAAACACGUGUUUUAAAUGGAACUUUCAUCUGCCUCAUUUCACCACUUUUGCAUGUUGUUGAUGCUAAAUAACGAACCUUGCUUGAAUAUGGAUGGAUAAAUGUAGGGGUGUGCAUUCUUUUUUUGCCGGUAUUCAUACAUACAUACUUGGAGAUAAACGCAUGUCAGCAUAUACAAAUGAUAAAUAAAUAAGUAACAUGGAAAAGCAACACGCUCGACUUAUAAUGUAAAGCAGCUUUAGCGAAGGUUACUACAAGGUUACUAUUGCCUUCCACUCAGUCCCCGUAAACACAGAAAACGCAUGUCACUCAGCGUUGCCACACGGCAAAGUCAUUAUAAUUGCACUGAAAAUUUAUCGGUAUUAACUUAAAACCAGAAGAAACAUUAACUUCGGCUGGUCCAAAGCUAUAAUACCCCUCAGUUUGUAUGUAAUAUUUAUAGUAUACUAUUCCAAUAUCGGUGGUUCCGAAAAAUGAGCAGCAUCUUGAAAAGAAAUGGACGUCUGCAAGUUUUAGAAUGCUAUUUCAAAAACUAAGGGACUAUUUUGCAUAUAUACAGACAGACGGACUAGCGGACGUUUUAUAUCGUCUCCGAUGUUUCCUUCUGUGAGUUAUGAACAUUGUGGCAAAAUAAUACAAAUUAAUAAGUUGUUUUGUUUUUGAGUAACCACGGGCAACUACGGGCAACUGCCUGUGGUCGACUGCCUCGUUUUCUUUAUUACAUUUUCUUAAAUACAAUAUUUUGCUUAAGCCUAGAUACAAAUAUUAAUCUUACAUUCUAGGAAGUAUAUCUACAAUCCACUUGAGAUAGGACAUAUGUAGGACAUAUGUUACAAGUGGAAAGAUUCAUCUUACAAUCUAUGAGUUAUAUUUUUGGACCACCUAGGGCGGACAGUAUUAGGAAAGUACCAUAUGGGUUACAUAUUUAUAACAGAAAUACAAUAUGUUCAUGUAAUAUGAACUGGUGGUAUUAACUCCCCCACCUCUAAAUUGAAGCGUCCCGAUUCAAAUAGAUAUAGUAUGUGAGGCUAUAAACUAAUUUAUCAAUUUGAACAGUACUAUUUUGAAAUCUUAAUUUAUUUUACAAUUUAUUUAAAUUUGAUCGAAGAUAAACGAUACAUUUCAUAUUAUUUUCGACUUUUUAUUAUUUUUUGAUAGAAGUCUUUUUAUAUGUGACAUCAUUUAUUGUUAUAUUACCUGAAUACAUUUCAGCAAUUUUUUCUUUUACAUUAUUGAAAUUAUUUUUUUGGAGUAUAUUUUUUUAUUCUAUUGUCGGUAUUAUCUCUUCGACUGGCGUCUUAGGAUUUUCUUGUCCCAAGUAUUUUAAAUUUUGUAUAUUUAUAUUUCUAUUUGGCUUUUCGCCAUUCUUUUUUGUUUUAUUUUGCCGGUAAAAUCUUCGGCUGGCGUUGUAGAACUUGUUUGUUCCACAAUUUUAAAGUAUUUUUUUAUUUUUAGUAUUGCCGGUACUUUCUCCGGCUAGUGUCUUAGAAUUGUCUUGUCCCAAGUAAUAUACAUUUUCUAUUUUAAUAUUUUGAUAUGUUUAUAUAUUUAUAUUUAUUGUUUAUAUUUAUUUUAUAUUUUUUUCCAUUAUUUCUGUUUUAUUUUGCCUUUACUUCGGCUGGAGUUGUAGAACAUUUUCGUUCCACAAUAUUCUUUUAUAAUUCUUCGUUUUACUCUGCUGGUAUGAAUCUUCAGCUGGCGUUUUAGGACGUUUUUCUCCGAAAAAAUUUGUUUAUAUUUUAAUAUAUAUAUGUAAUUUUAUAUUUUUUACCAUUAUUUUUAAUUUUAUUUUGCCGGUAAAAUCUUCGGCAGGCGCUUCAGGAGUCUCUGCUCCCAAAAAAUGAUGUUUUUCUUACAUUUAACUUUAUUUUUCAGUUUUUUUAUAUAUAUUUGUGAGUUUCAUGAAAUAUAUAGUAAUACUCACAAAAAUAUAGUUAAAUUUCGUUUUGCAUGCAUAUUAAAAAUAUUUAAAUGGCAUAUAUUUUGUAGCCUGUCUGUAUUUAAAUAUAUGUUUUGAUCUUUUCCGGGAAAAGAUACUCUUUUAUUCUGGAGGGUCUGGAGUUCAGAAUCGCAGAACUGAGUUUAUAUUAUAAACCGGAGGGUCCCCCUUGCGGUAGUGAAUCGCGGUUUUAAAAAUAUUUUAUUAUUUGGCUGGUCGAGCCUUCAUUUAAAAUUUUUAAUAUUUAAUUUGAUAUAAUUUGUAUAUAUUUGAUAUACAAUUUUUUUUAUUUUUAUUUUUAAACACAGACAGUUGUGAGUGUCAUGAUUAUUAUUUUUAUAAUACUAAAACAACAUAACUAAACAUUUUGUACUUAAUGCAAUUAAUUAAUAUAAGAGCUACUUACAACUAUUUUGUUGUUGUUGAAUUUGAUGCUGCUGUUGAAUAUGUUGUUGUUGUUGUUAAUCAGGUUGCUGCCUUUAAAAUUUGUUACUGCUAUUUCUGUUGCUGCUUUUACUGCUACUGCUGUUGCGUACGUUUGUUUGCUGUUCGCCCGUAAUACGUGGCGCGUUCGAUUGGCAGUUGGCACAAACACACACUCGAAAUUUUUUCAAUAUUUUUCUAAGUGGCGCUGAGAUUUUUUUGUUUAUGUGUCUCUUUUUGGAAUUAGCGUUUUUUCAAAAUUUUUUGUUUUUACUUUUUUGUUGUAAUGCGUUGCUUGUUGUUGUUUAUGAGGUGCUGUAUUCUUUUGCUGGAGCUCUUGCCGUCGUCCUUGAAGACAUCAAUUUAUCCGUAUGUGUAAAGUUGCUGCUCUACCACAGUCAGUUCAUGUUCAAUACACAGAACUUGCCAAUUUCGGUUUGUUUUUCUCUUUUCUCCUCAGUAGAGGAUACUUGAUUUAUUUUUCGACGGUAACACGGGGAUUUUUGGUCCCCUUAAACAGUUACCGCCUAAUCUUAUUGUUUCAUUUUGGUCCAACAGGAGUUUUGCGAUACUCCUGGCAGGAUCGCCAAUUAAUAAGUUGUUUUGUUUUUGAGUAACCACGGGCAACUACGGGCAACUGCCUGUGGUCGACUGCCUCGUUUUCUUCAUUACAUUUUCUUAAAUACAAUAUUUUGCUUAAGCCUAGAUACAAAUAUUAAUCUUACAUUCUAGGAAGUAUAUCUACAAUCCACUUGAGAUAGGACAUAUGUAGGACAUAUGUUACAAGUGGAAAGAUUCAUCUUACAAUCUAUGAGUUAUAUUUUUGGACCACCUAGGGCGGACAGUAUUAGGAAAGUACCAUAUGGGUUACAUAUUUAUAACAGAAAUACAAUAUGUUCAUGUAAUAUGAACUGGUGGUAUUAACUCCCCCACCUCUAAAUUGAAGCGUCCCGAUUCAAAUAGAUAUAGUAUGUGAGGCUAUAAACUAAUUUAUCAAUUUGAACAGUACUAUUUUGAAAUCUUAAUUUAUUUUACAAUUUAUUUAAAUUUGAUCGAAGAUAAACGAUACAUUUCAUAUUAUUUUCGACUUUUUAUUAUUUUUUGAAAGAAGUCUUUUUAUAUGUGACAUCAUUUAUUGUUAUAUUACCUGAAUACAUUUCAGCAAUUUUUUCUUUUACAUUAUUGAAAUUAUUUUUUUGGAGUAUAUUUUUUUAUUCUAUUGUCGGUAUUAUCUCUUCGACUGGCGUCUUAGGAUUUUCUUGUCCCAAGUAUUUUAAAUUUUGUAUAUUUAUAUUUCUAUUUGGCUUUUCGCCAUUCUUUUUUGUUUUAUUUUGCCGGUAAAAUCUUCGGCUGGCGUUGUAGAACUUGUUUGUUCCACAAUUUUAAAGUAUUUUUUUAUUUUUAGUAUUGCCGGUACUUUCUCCGGCUAGUGUCUUAGAAUUGUCUUGUCCCAAGUAAUAUACAUUUUCUAUUUUAAUAUUUUGAUAUGUUUAUAUAUUUAUAUUUAUUGUUUAUAUUUAUUUUAUAUUUUUUUCCAUUAUUUCUGUUUUAUUUUGCCUUUACUUCGGCUGGAGUUGUAGAACAUUUUCGUUCCACAAUAUUCUUUUAUAAUUCUUCGUUUUACUCUGCUGGUAUGAAUCUUCAGCUGGCGUUUUAGGACGUUUUUCUCCGAAAAAAUUUGUUUAUAUUUUAAUAUAUAUAUGUAAUUUUAUAUUUUUUACCAUUAUUUUUAAUUUUAUUUUGCCGGUAAAAUCUUCGGCAGGCGCUUCAGGAGUCUCUGCUCCCAAAAAAUGAUGUUUUUCUUACAUUUAACUUUAUUUUUCAGUUUUUUUAUAUAUAUUUGUGAGUUUCAUGAAAUAUAUAGUAAUACUCACAAAAAUAUAGUUAAAUUUCGUUUUGCAUACAUAUUAAAAAUAUUUAAAUGGCAUAUAUUUUGUAGCCUGUCUGUAUUUAAAUAUAUGUUUUGAUCUUUUCCGGGAAAAGAUACUCUUUUAUUCUGGAGGUUCUGGAGUUCAGAAUCGCAGAACUGAGUUUAUAUUAUAAACCGGAGGGUCCCCCUUGCGGUAGUGAAUCGCGGUUUUAAAAAUAUUUUAUUAUUUGGCUGGUCGAGCCUUCAUUUAAAAUUUUUAAUAUUUAAUUUGAUAUAAUUUGUAUAUAUUUGAUAUACAAUUUUUUUAUUUUUAUUUAUAAACACAGACAUUUGUGAGUGUCAUGAUUAUUAUUUUUAUAAUACUAAAACAACAUAACUAAACAUUUUGUACUUAAUGCAAUUAAUUAAUAUAAGAGCUACUUACAACUAUUUUGUUGUUGUUGAAUUUGAUGCUGCUGUUGAAUAUGUUGUUGUUGUUGUUAAUCAGGUUGCUGCCUUUAAAAUUUGUUACUGCUAUUUCUGUUGCUGCUUUUACUGCUACUGCUGUUGCGUACGUUUGUUUGCUGUUCGCCCGUAAUACGUGGCGCGUUCGAUUGGCAGUUGGCACAAACACACACUCGAAAUUUUUUCAAUAUUUUUCUAAGUGGCGCUGAGAUUUUUUUGUUUAUGUGUCUCUUUUUGGAAUUAGCGUUUUUUCAAAAUUUUUUGUUUUUACUUUUUUGUUGUAAUGCGUUGCUUGUUGUUGUUUAUGAGGUGCUGUAUUCUUUUGCUGGAGCUCUUGCCGUCGUCCUUGAAGACAUCAAUUUAUCCGUAUGUGUAAAGUUGCUGCUCUACCACAGUCAGUUCAUGUUCAAUACACAGAACUUGCCAAUUUCGGUUUGUUUUUCUCUUUUCUCCUCAGUAGAGGAUACUUGAUUUAUUUUUCGACGGUAACACGGGGAUUUUUGGUCCCCUUAAACAGUUACCGCCUAAUCUUAUUGUUUCAUUUUGGUCCAACAGGAGUUUUGCGAUACUCCUGGCAGGAUCGCCAAUUAAUAAGUUGUUUUGUUUUUGAGUAACCACGGGCAACUACGGGCAACUGCCUGUGGUCGACUGCCUCGUUUUCUUCAUUACAUUUUCUUAAAUACAAUAUUUUGCUUAAGCCUAGAUACAAAUAUUAAUCUUACAUUCUAGGAAGUAUAUCUACAAUCCACUUGAGAUAGGACAUAUGUAGGACAUAUGUUACAAGUGGAAAGAUUCAUCUUACAAUCUAUGAGUUAUAUUUUUGGACCACCUAAGGCGGACAGUAUUAGGAAAGUACCAUAUGGGUUACAUAUUUAUAACAGAAAUACAAUAUGUUCAUGUAAUAUGAACUGGUGGUAUUAACUUACACCCUGUUCAAGGUAGCAAUAUACAUAUGUAGUUCUGGGUUUGAACUUAUAAUGAAAUUAUAAGGCCACAUUAUGAGAAAUUAUUUUUCAAUGGUUUGUAAUCUACAAGUUUUUAUGACCAUGAAUAGGAAUUGACGUAAUUUAAAAAUGAGUGAACAAAAUCUUUUUGCGAUAUGUCAACUGGCGGGAGGAGCAAAGCAAAUUCGGAUGUGCGUCAACUAUUCGCAUUAAUUUAAGGUCUCCGUAUGCAACAACUUUGUAACCAACGACCCCUGGAUAUGCCACAAAUCACCAUAAAUAUGUUCGUGCAUUCGCACAAAAUGGGAUCCCAACGAAGGAGCAUGUAUUGAGAUUGAAAAUUAAAGAGUAGGGAUGGAUUUUUGCGAGUGUGGACGGGCUGAAUGAAAGCAAGCUGAACAGUUACAUGCUUGAUAUGCUGUUUACAAUGCUUACGACACGACACGACAGAACGACAGUGAACUGAAAAUGGCGUUGUGCAUCCUACUACAUGAACAAGACAACACAGCUCUCCAUUUUGCAUGUACACAAUUUCGUUGUGGCCAUACUAAUACCUUGUCUUCAAUGAAAAUUUAAUAUUUGGUUCAAAGUGAAAUUUUUUGUGCAACAAAUAAGUAAAUAGGUAAAUUUAUUUGUUUUAAAUUAUCAAUUGUUAUUACAAAGGGUAACAUAGAGCUAUAAUAGAGCUAUUUUAUGCUUUUAUUUGUAAAAUAACGUCAAGUUUGUAAGAGCUGUGAAUAAUUUUACAUUUUACAUAUUAGUGGCAUCACCCCUCUUCCUCAUCUCUCUAUCUUCCAUUCUACUGUCAACUCUACUGUCGUUGGCAAAUAUAUGAGAAUAUUGAAGUUAGCGAGAACGACAACUGUCGUUGUAGUCGUGUCGUCGUCAAAAUAACAGUCUCCAUAAGAACGUGUGUAUUUUAAUAUUUGACAGAUGUCGUUUGUCGUCUGUCGUCGUAUUGUAUUCAGCACUUGAGAACCUAAAACUGCAAACUUGAAACCGCAACAAAAACAACAGCAGUUGUUGUGCUGCCUUGUUGCCAUUUCUACAAUAACUAUAAUGAGAGCAAGAACGAAGCAGCUACCGCAACGACUGUGUGCUUACAACGAACAACACAACAACACCAAGAGCGAUACGAGAAGUGCCAGUGCAGCAACACGUGGCGACCAGCGAGUAAACCAAUGCAUAUGGAUAACAACUUCACCAUGUUGAUACAACAAUGGCUAGAGCAACAAUAUUAUGGCGUAUAUGUAUAAGUUGCUAAAAGAAAUCAAAGUUUGAAAACAAAACAAUGUCAAACCGCUCGAUAUUGCCGAUGCCUUGCAGGAAAAAUUUUCGAUAGGGAUUAUUAUACAAAAUUUCGAAAUUUAGAAAACCAAAAAUAAAACUUUAAAUAAAAAAUAGUGUUUCGUAAGUUAUCAAUUAAUUCGAAAUACUAUUGAAAAGUAAAUCGAAAUUUUAAAGGACCUUAUAGAAUGACUUUAUCGCCAUGGAUUACAACUAUGUUGAAUAAUAAAAAUCAGGUUUUCUAAAGCGAAAAACUUUAGUGACUCCUUAAACUUGAAUUAUUCUCAAAAUGUUGAAAUAAAAUUGCUAUAGGGAAGAACAAGAAAGGGUGCCAUAUGGAGAAGAAUAAACAUAACGUUAGAAACUCUCGCCGUUAAUAGUAAAACUUGUUAUUAAGAGCAAGAUCCCAUUCAUAAAUAUUUUCUCACGUUUGGAAGUGUAUUUGUUUAUCGCAUUUUUCAGUACUAACUAGCCGUUUACACAUUACACCCUAACAAAUCUUUGUUUCCACUUUCAACACGCCAAUGCCAUUAAAACGACAGUCCGGUCUAUGUAACCGAAACGGACGUGGAUUUUUCUAAAAAUACACCAUUUUUCAUAUAAACAGUCGAGAAUUGUAAAACCUUUGAAAUAAAUUGCAUAUUAUUUAUUUAAUCUGAACUGCACCUUAAUAAAACAUUUCAAGAAGGAUAGAGAACAGAAGAAAUACAAUAAGUUAACACGGAGAGACAGAUAAAGAUGUUUUCAAAUCUACGAAGCCGUAGAAAUGCAUAAUAGUUUCUAAAGCGCUGUGACGCAUUCACGAGCUUUCCGAUUUUAGCUGUAACAGGUAAUAAAAGGCACCACUUUAUUCUUCUUUCAUGUUAACGAUACAGUUGUAAAUGCUCUCUCUUCGCUAUUUGUAUGCAACGCAACAAUAACGCAUUGCAGGUGGAUGUAAACGGAACCGCAACCAGCAAAUGGUGCAUUCUUCUUUAAAAUACACCAACACAAAACACAAACACUCAUAUAAUCGCCCGCGCAUACAUACGAUAUCGAUAUUUAUGAUAGAAAUUCUUAUUCAGUCCCAAAAUGUUUCACAUCUGAUGCUACAUUUUGUUUUGUGUAAAAAGGAUUGACAGCUUUCGGCAUUGACUGAAUGAAUUUAUGAUUUAUUGCAUUGCACCAAUUGAUUCUGCACCACUUUGUGGUACACACAGUAGAUUUCGCUCUGUUACCGUCGGAAAGCCGUACACCCGGUUUGGUUUUUGCAUUGGCGAUGAUUUGUUGCAAACAAAAUACGUUUAACAGAAAGAACGCGUGAUGACACGUGAUACACAUUAUAGGCCAUAAUUGUAAAUUAUUAAGGAGAUUUUUGAAAGCUCAUGCUUAAUUCUAAAAAUGCAGUUCGGUAAGGUAGGUUUCAAAGUAGCAAAGAUAAAAUUGCCUAUUUUUAAGUAAAGUUAUAAAAUGAAUGUUGGCUUCGUAACUAUAACAGCCCGGAUCGAAUCGCCAAAAUGCUCUAAAACGAACUCUAUUAUAAUUUUAUGUUAUUCUUAGUAGUAAAGCACUUCAAAUCAAAAUGUAUUUAGUUUUGUAUUUGAAUGCAAUUAUCUACCCAAUUGCUUAAGUCAACUAUUUUGUACUUUUACAUAUGUAUGUAUAUUUAAAAAUGUGUCAGCACAUAUAACGGCGUAAAUAUAUUUGAAAACACGUUUUAUCAAAGUAUUUAAAAAGUAAGGAUUUGUUUACUUUUUUAGAAAAAGUUUGUUUGAUUUUUCUAUUAGAUAAACACUUUCAUAAAUAAGUUGAAAAUAAAUUACUAAAGUUUCUUUAAGAACAUUUAACGUUUUUGAAUUUCGUAACUAGCUAUCACUAUAACAAGGACUGGUAAUAAUAAGCAUUUGCGCAGCGGCCGGUUUCCGUAUAUAAUGCAAAUUUUAGUAUACGGUUACACAGUGGCUGCUUUAGUUACACACAACUUUAUUUUUGAUUAAAUUUCUAAGCCCUUUUAAACAUAAUAUUUUUUUGAUUCUAAAAUUGAUUUUACACUCCGCAGUUUGAAUUACUUACGGUUUGAAUUCAACAUUGAUAAUUUCGAAACUUAAUAAAUAAAUUUCUGCGAAAGACGCUCCUUUACAAAUACAUAUGUACAUAUGUAUAUCUUUUGUAGCAAACCCAUGUGCAAAUACAUGGCUUAUAUUAUUCACGACAUUUACUCCAAUACUAAUAAUAAUGUGUGCUUGUUUGUAAAUGUGUUUGUUAGUGUAUUAUUACACGCGGCAACAAAAGUUGCUAAUUCUCGGGCGAUUCUCUUUUGCUGUCGCCCAUUACCUUCACACGAGCAACUUGUGUUGCGCAACUCUGUUCGAGUUUUUUUCUCAUUCUCUUUCACUUUACUUUAACCCAUUGUCUACUCUUUACUUUAACCCAGUGGUUCCCAAACUUAUUUUGUCUACCGCCCACUUUGAGAAUAAAUAUUUUUUUAGCGCCCCCAUUUUUUCACCUAUUUAAAAACCACUAUAACUUCAAAUUAAUUAUUGUGACCUAUAUAUGUAUGUAUAUUAACGGAGAAUUCUAAACGAAACUUUUACUAUAACCAGCUACUUGAAACCUGAGCGCAGUAGGUAACAUACAACGGCGCUUAGGUCUCAAGUUAACUCUUACGGGCUCCACCUGCCAAUAAGAAUGAUUAUUGAAACACAACUUUAUAGUAUUAAAACAGAGAAUCUUUUAUUAAAAAUUAAACUAAAAUAAUCGAUCCAUAUAUAAAAACUAAUGUGAAGAAUGAAUCUGAUGCUCUUUAAUAAGUUUGUUAAUAUCAGGUUAUUAUUUACUCAAGAACCGUCGCAAGUCGCCACGUUCGGCAAGCAAACGAUUUCUAUUUUUAGUAAGCAGUGUUGUUACAGCACUAAAUCCACGUUCACACAAAUAUGACUAUUGGAAUGCUAUCAAGAAUCGUAAAAGGAUUGACCACAAUCCAGGGUACAAUUGCGAGAUCGGUUUUUGUAGCCAAAAUUCUUGGAACCAUUUUUGAACUUGAUUUUUAUUUCCUCGUUUGUUGUCAAUUCUAUAAGUUCUUCUUCCAGCUGAGGUGACAUUGCUGUGUUGACAUUUGAAAACGGAUCCAACACCCAGUCUGAUAUCUUUAGUUUCCAAGAACUAAUCUAUCAUUCAAAGAGCUGUUGCGGAUUUUAUUGACUGCUUUGAUGACAUAUUGCAGUGAUUGAAAUAGUUUUUCAGUUAAGUUUCUAGCAACUAAAUGUUGUCUAUGAAUAACGCAAUGUACGCCAAGGACAUCUGGAAUUUUAUUUCUUAAGUGCGCUAUUAAGCCUUUAUGGCACCCUAUCAUAGCCGGAGCGCCAUCCGUAGCAAUUGAAAUAAUAUUUUUCAAAGGAGUCUCUUUCUCAUCGCAAAACUUUUCCAAUAUAUUGAAUAUGGUUUCGCCUUUUGUAUCGAUCUCUAAAUUUCUGGCAAAUAAUUAUUUAUUAUAAUAGUUCUUCUCAUAUUUUCUCAUCUCUACGCCUCUUUCUACACAACGCCUCCAUUUUCUUUCUGGGUCUCUUACCGCCCCCCUUGACACCAGCAGCGCCCACAAGGGGGCGUUAUCGCCCACUUUGGAAAACACUGCUUUAACCCAUUGUCGUUUCUUUUUCCUUAUAGGUAUUUGGGCCACUCUAUCACAUAUAUUAAUCAGUUCUGUCAAUUAAGAAAUACAUUUUAUUUAUAAUUCAAAAUUAAAACGAAGAUUAUAUGACAGACUUUCACAUACAUAUAUCACCCUUUUCACUAUCGUCUGAAUUAAUUUGUAUCGCUUUCUCCAUACAUUUCACAAUUUUUUGGUCAUACUCCAUUUUCUAAAAUAUUUUUAUUAUAUUAUCUAUAUCUGUAUACAUAUUUGCAAAUUACUUGCCAAAAGAUGAAAUUACAUUUUUUAAAUAUAUUCAAAAUAUUAAUUUGAAAAAAAUAUACUCAAAUGCAACUGUACUACGAAAGAAAGAACACAAAUGCCGAAAAACGUCGCAGCAAACUGUUACGAAUAAGAACACAAAGCGAGUUGCUGAACACUGGAAACUCGGCGCUAUUCUCCUCUCCUCGUCGCCCCCUCGCCUAUAAACCAAGAGUUGCCGCAACAAAAGUUGCCGCGUGUAAUAAUACACUUAGCACGUAUGUACAUAUGUAUGUACAGUAAAUAAAAUAAAUUAUAUUCCCAAUUCAUACCGACAGCUAUUUCAAUACGUUGGUCCAAGUACAAACACAUAUCUGCAUACAUAUACAAUCAUAUUAUAAAAUGUCGUUGAAAUGCACGAUUUUUCUCCUAUUUUCCUGUCCCAUCAUUUUUUCGCUCUUUGGAUUUUAAAGUGACCAAACACUUUAUUUACGCUCCAAAUAACAGUGAAAGAAGAUAUGUAUACGUUGCGGUAAAAUAAAAUCGCCGCACCAUUUUUUUGCUUAUACAAAGUAUACAAUUUUUUAAAUAAGCCAGUAUUUAUCCCACAUUUUCACAUUUGCCUUCCUCCGCAACCGUAUAAAUGCCAUUGAAUACGAAAUUGAAUGCACUUUGCUUUCAAUAAAAUUAUUAUAUUUUUAUUUUAUUAUUAUUUGAUGGUGUGUGUACAAAGUAUUUGAUGUUUACAUGUGUUGGUGGCGUGCAAAGCGGCGAGUUUUUUAACACAGUGUGUUUGUUGUAUUGAAAUGUCUUUUUAUGUACUUUUUGCACUUUUACGCAGUUUCCUGCUAUUUACAUGUGUGCGCGUUGAAUUAAACGCUUAACUAGGAUUUUUGCAUUUUCAUUGAAUUUAACUGCAAACUCACGCAGAAUAAAUUCUAUUAAAUUCACAUACAUAUACAUAUACACAUGUAUAGACCAAACUGAGCAAAUGGGCUGUGGGACAUCGAAAUUCUUUCAUGUGAUUUUCUAAAUGCCAACGUAAUUGGUGCUCUUAGCAAUAGCAGAACUAUGCAUUUCAAAUGUUGAUAACGAAAAUAUCAACGAAAUUAUGCAAUAUCUAGUCAGUUUUUGCACCGAUUACAUAAAUUGAAAAUCCUUUGCGUAAACUUGAUUGAGGUGUUGAAUUGUAAAUAAUGAAGCAAAAUGGUAAAAAAAUUUUAACUCGUUAUUUUUGUUUAUUAAAAUAAAAUAAAUCUAAAGCUGAUUAAGAAUAGAUAUGAGAUUUGUUAAUUUAAUUAAGCUGGUCGAACUCGACUUUCCAAUUCCAAUAUUUUUAUUUGUAAAUAGCAUUCGAAGCUUUUUCAAAUUAGAAACUGCUCACUUGGGCCAUCGUGCAUUAACCUAUUCAACAUCUUCUUAAAUUUAUGUUUGGGAAACUUUGACUAAAUCUUUGCCCUGAAAUCGGAUUAAAACUUCGCCCUUUCCGAAGUAACUGUUUUGUUAAAAACUACUAAAAUCGCGAUAAAUAAAUAACCGAAUGAUUCAAGACAUACAAUUUUACACACGAUAUUGUACAAGCGGAGAAAAUUCAUACCUCGAAACCUACUCGUCCGAUUUCAGCUGAAUUCGGAGAAUAAAACGCGAAAUUAGACAAAAACCACGUCUAAUUUAAUUUGGCACAAACAGUGCUCUCAAAGUAUCUUAUCUUAAGGAGCCAAUAGUUGUCGAAAUCGAGUUUUAAUUUUUCAAGAACCCAAAAACCAAAUAUGUAGACCUCAGUCUGUAUGGCUGUCUUUUUGCUGAAUAUAUAGGUCAAUUUAUGAGAUAUCCUCGUUUAUGGAGGAUGGAGUCAUGUGUAGAAGUUCACGCAAGUGAGGAAAGUUCUCUGAUCGCCAUUCACUUGGGAGUGGCCAGAAACGAUUCUUUUACAUAUGACUCAAGCAGCUCACGACUUCCGGUCUUUGACCAAGUAUCCUCUGGGUAGCCUAAGAACAUCCGUUUGAAGGCGAGCUAAAGUGAGAAGGCGAAAUAUCCCCUACUUAGGGUUGUGCGCCGGGUUUGGGACCCGCCACGUAAAAAAGCACACCCAAUGAAAAAGCAAACACAGCCUCGGAUGAGAGACCCCCCUUUUGAUGACGACCAUGGCAAACGAAAUAAGGAUUAUGAUUUGAGGGCAUGCACUUGGAAUGUCCGGUCCCUUAAUUGGGAAGGUGCCGCUGCCCAGCUGGUAGAUGUCCUCGUGAAAAUAAAGGCUGACAUCACCGCCGUCCAAGAAAUGCGAUGGACGGGACAAGGACAGAGACAAAUAGGUCCUUAUAGCAUUUACUACAGUGGCCAUAUAAAGGAGCGCAAGUUUGGUGUUGGAUUCGUGGUGGGAGAGAGACUCCGUCGCCGAGUACUAUCAUUCACUCCGGAGAAUGAACGUCUAGCCACAAUCCGCAUCAAAGCGAGGUUCUUCAACAUAUCGCUGAUUUGCGCCCACGCCCCGACGGAAGAGAAGGACGAUGUGACCAAAGAUGCUUUUUAUGAGUGCUUGGAGCGCACUUAUGAGAGAUGCCCCCGCCACGAUGUCAAAAUAGUGCUUGGCGACUUCAACGCCAGGGUGGGCAAAGAAGGUAUCUUUGGCACUACGGUCGGUAAAUUCAGCCUCCAUGAGGAAACAUCCCCAAAUGGGUUGAGGCUGAUCGACUUCGCCGGGGCCCGAAAUAUGGUUAUCUGUAGUACUAGAUUCCAGCAUAAGAAGAUACAUCAAGCUACCUUGCUGUCUCCGGAUCGAAAAACCACCAACCAGAUCGAUCAUGUUGUGAUAGACGGAAGACACGUCUCCAGUGUUUUAGAUGUGCGUGCGCUCCGAGGUCCUAACAUCGACUCGGACCACUAUCUUGUUGCAGCCAAUAUUCGCACCCGCCUCUGUGCAACAAAAAACGCACGCAAACAAACACAAGGAAGGUUCGACGUCGAGAAGCUGCAAUCACAACAGACAGCCGAACGAUUUUCUACUCGGCUUGCACUCCUGCUCUCUGAGAGCACUCGUCAACAACUCGGUAUAAGGGAACUGUGGGACGGCAUUUCAAACUCCUUACGUACAGCUGCAACCGAAACCAUUGGUUUUCGGAAAGUGCAAAAGAACAGCUGGUACGACGACGAGUGCCGUGUCGCAGCGGAGAGAAAACAGGCUGCCUACCUCGAAACGUUACGAUCGACUGCAACACGUGCGGGAUGGGAUAGAUACCGAGAGUUGAAGAGGGAAGCGAGACGCAUUUGCAGACAGAAGAAGAAAGAGGCCGAAAUGCGUGAGUACGAACAGCUUGAUAAGCUGGCCGACAGGGGUAAUGCUCGAAAAUUCUACGAAAAAAUGCGGCGACUUACAGAAGGUUUCAAGACCGGAAUACUCCUGUAGAACCCCCAAAGGUGAUCUAGCCACCGAUGCCCAGAGCAUACUUAGAUUAUGGAGGGAACACUUCUCCAGCCUGCUGAAUGGCAGCGAACACAUAACACCAGGAGAAGGCGAACCCGAUUCCCCAAUCGAUGACGAUGGAGCAGACGUUCCAUUGCCCGGCCAUGACGAAGUUCGAAUAGCAGUAGCCCGCCUGAAGAACAACAAAGCGGCAGGGGCCGACGGAUUGCCGGCCGAGCUAUUCAAACACGGCGUCGAAGAACUGAUAAGGAGCAUGCAUCAGCUUCUUUGCAAAAUAUGGUCGGAUGAGAGCAUGCCCAACGAUUGGAAUUUAAGUGUGCUAUGCCCAAUCCAUAAAAAAGGAGACCCCACAAUCUGCGCCAACUACCGUGGGAUUAGCCUCCUCAACAUCGCGUACAUGGUUCUAUCGAGCGUAUUGUGUGAAAGAUUAAAGCCCACCGUCAACAAACUGAUUGGACCUUAUCAGUGUGGCUUCAGACCUGGUAAAUCAACAACCGACCAGAUAUUCAUCAUGCGCCAAAUCUAGGAAAAGACCCGUGAAAGGAGAAUCGACACUCACCACCUAUUCGUCGAUUUCAAAGCUGCUUUCGACAGCACGAAAAGGAGCUGCCUUUAUGCCGCGAUGUCUGAAUUUGGUAUCCCCGCAAAAUUAAUACGGCUGUGUAAACUGACGUUGAGCAACACGAAAAGCUCCGUCAGGAUCGGGAAGGACCUCUCCGAGCCGUUCGAUACCAAACGAGGUUUCAGACAAGGCGACUCCCUAUCGUGCGACUUCUUCAAUCUGCUGCUGGAGAAAAUUAUUCGAGCUGCAGAACUUAAUCGAGCAGGUACAAUCUUUUAUAAGAGUGUACAGCUGCUGGCGUAUGCCGAUGAUAUUGAUAUCAUCGGUCUCAACACCCGCGCCGUUAGUUCUGCUUUCUCCAGACUGAACAAGGAAGCAACGCAAAUGGGUCUGGCAGUGAACGAAGGCAAGACGAAAUAUCUCCUGUCAUCAAACAAACAGUCGUCGCACUCGCGACUUGGCACUCACGUCACUGUUGACAGUCAUAACUUUGAAGUUGUAGAUAAUUUCGUCUAUUUAGGAACCAGCAUUAACACCACCAACAAUGUCAGCCUAGAAAUCCAACGCAGGAUUACUCUUGCCAACAGGUGCUACUUCGGACUGAGUAGGCACUUGAAAAGUAAAGUCCUCUCUCGACGAACAAAAACCAAACUCUAUAAGUCGCUCAUAAUUCCCGUCCUGCUAUAUGGUGCAGAGGCUUGGACGAUGACAACAACCAAUGAGUCGACGUUGCGAGUUUUCGAGAGAAAAGUUCUGCAAAAGAUUUAUGGUUCUUUGCGCGUUGGCCACGGUGAAUAUCGCAUUCGAUGGAACGAUGAGCUGUACGAGAUAUACGACGACAUUGACAUAGUUCAGCGAAUUAAAAGACAGCGGCUACGCUGGCUAGGUCAUGUUGUACGGAUGGAUGAAAACACUCUAGCUCUGAAAGUAUUCGACGCAGUACCCGUCGCGGGAAGCAGAGGAAGAGAAAGACCUCCACUCCGUUGGAAGGACCAAGUGGAGAAGGACCUGGCUUCGCUUUGAAUAUCCAAUUGGCGAUACGUAGCGAAGAGAAGAAACGACUGGCACGCUGUUGUUGACUCGGCUAUAAUCGCGUAAGCGGUAUCUACGCCAGUAAAAAAGAAGAAGAAGUUAAUGUUUUUAAGUAUAUGCUUUUGAUUUCACCUGCAACCUUUUGCUCCUCUCUUCGUUAUUCACGUUAUUUUACCAAACAUGCAAUUUUUUGUGUGUAAUUUUCUUAAUUUUUUAUACAUAUUUACGUUUAAAUUUUAUUAUUUUUUAUGUUUUUUUCGUGAUAUAUAUCAGUUUUAUCAAAUGUUUGUUACUACUACUCGGUAUAAACUUUAACGCCUAUGUACAUAUACGAGUAUAUUUUUGAAUUGUGGCGUUUAGAAAAUGUGUGAAGUAAUAUCACUUAUCACCGAAACAAAUUGAAUAAGGCAUCAGUAUCUACUCAUUAGAAGCUUUGUUGACAAAAAAUUUGAUAUUAACUUUUUACCCUACUUUGAGAAAAAAAAAUUAUUGGACCAAACUAUGAAUGUAAUUAAUGAACGCAAUGAGUUAGUUCUCUUAUUACCUAUUAUUAAUAGGAAAAUGUUGCUUUUUUGGCAGUUUUUCUGGGCAGAGCGAAUAUAAGUAGAAACUUGAAAAUAAUAAUUUGGAAGACAAUAAUUUAUUCGUCACGACAUAUGUAUGUCCCUCUACAACUAAUAAUAAAAUCGCAAAGUGAUGAUGAGCACAAAAAAAUUUGGAAAAACUCUAGACCGUCGUCCACCCGCUAUUACCGUCCUGUUCGAAUUCAAUUUCAAAAGGAAUCAGUUCAAUAAACCCUAAAUGCACUCGAUUUGCGCUAGAUCCUGCGAGGAAAUUAACUUCAAAAUAUUCCUGGUUCACAAAAUUUCAAUUCACGCUAUCGUUGUUAUUCAAUAUGCACCAGUUUUAAUUGGAGAACUCUCAGAAGAAUCUGCUGACUAAAGCAAUAAGGACUUUAAGAUGUAUCGACUUCAUCAUACAAGAAAGAACUAACGGGCCGCUACAAAUCAGGACUUGCUAAACCGAUUACUUUUGAGCUUAGAUGCUUUAAUCACCAGUCAAAGAUAACUAUCAUGCAAAAUUAAAUCAAUUUUUUUAAAAUCAGUUUUAUAUUUAGUUAAAUAAUAUUCAAAAAAUUCCUUUCUUUGCUUAUCAACUUUUUUAAUUUAAUAUAAUUAAUUAAAAUUCGUUACUAUCGCGGGUGGCGGAGUGGGAAACGGGAGAGGGACAUUUUAAAAAGCUUUGGCAAAAGUUUCACUUUUAUAUAGGCAGUGGAAGUAUUCUGCAUAUGUUGUACAAUAAUUAGGUUAGGUAAUAGUGGCCCGCUAUCAAGUGAUUAUCUUGAGUAUAGCCAGAUGGAGGCUCAGUUUAAUUCGAGCUGAAGUAUUCGUCAUACACGACGUAAAUCUCGUUUAGUUUCUUGAACUGCACAGUUUUUACAUAUCUAAGACGAGCUCUAGAUGAGGCUGGAUAAAAGCAAAGGAGGUGUUUCAGGGUAUUUCUCUUACCUUCACUUCCUGAAUGUACCAGUAAGUUGUGACCUGCUAUUAAGUAAGCCAAAGUUUUCGUUAUUACAAAUGAUUUUGGCUAUUCUGUAUGUUCUUAAGGCAAUCCAUCGCAUUUCGAAAAGUUUAUUAGGUAUCGAUAUUUCGUACAAUACUUAAACUACCGCUGGUUUAACGAAGCCUUUGUUUUGUCAAAACAUGCGAAGUUCAAGAUAAAAAUAUAGCAGCGUUCGCAACAUCGAAUAAUAAAAUUAUUUGUGUUCGAAAUAUGGAAACUUUAAUUAGAUAAUUUUGAUGAUUCGUUAAACGUUAUACUGGACGAUACUGAGUAAUUGGAUUUUAGAACCAUAUAUAAGGGAAUUCGUAAAAAAGUUUAUGAAAUUAUUAUUAUUAUUCAGUGCUUAAUUUUCUAUGUAUAUACAUACUUAUGUACAUAAAUAAUUUAACUUCAUAGGCCAUAGUAUUUAAAUAUACAUACAAGUACGAGUAUAUGCCCACAAGAGUCCGGAGGUAUGUAACGGGUGAUUUUUUUGAGGUUAGGAUUUUCAUGCAUUAGUAUUUGACAGAUCACGUGGGAUUUCAGACAUGGUGUCAAAGAGAAAGAUGCUCAGUAUGCUUUGACAUUUCAUCAUGAAUAGACUUACUAACGAGCAACGCUUGCAAAUCAUUGAAUUUUAUUACCAAAAUCAGUGUUCGGUUCGAAAUGUGUUUCGCGCUUUACGUAUCGACAAAUUUUGUUCAGCGAUGAGGCUCAUUUCUGGUUGAAUGGCUACGUAAAUAAGCAAAAUUGCCGCAUUUGGGGUGAAGAGCAACCAGAAGCCGUUCAAGAACUGCCCAUGCAUCCCGAAAAAUGCACUGUUUGGUGUGGUUUGUACGCUGGUGGAAUCAUUGGACCGUAUUUUUUCAAAGAUGCUGUUGGACGCAA
This is a messenger RNA of Bactrocera dorsalis (oriental fruit fly), 25273 nucleotides long. RefSeq names its product craniofacial development protein 2-like. Gene Ontology annotation, biological process: chromatin remodeling. The record is from RefSeq and is a predicted model, not a curated record. Bases 19921 to 21231 code for a protein of 436 amino acids. NCBI's taxonomy places the organism in Eukaryota, Metazoa, Arthropoda, Insecta, Diptera, Tephritidae. Gene Ontology annotation, molecular function: catalytic activity. Gene Ontology annotation, cellular component: nucleus. The transcript is spliced from 2 exons.